AUGAAGAUUCUCUCUGAAGCACGCGCGGUUUCGAGGACGAGCAGCUAUUUCACGCACGAAGAUAUGCUGAAAUGUUGGCGAACCAUGCUCGCGAGCGGAUUGCAUGUCUUUCUUGUCGUCGACGCGCUGGAUGAGGCUCUGGACGAGAAGGUUAUCGCUGUUCUCGAAACUCUUCGCUUGCUUCCGAGAGUCUCCAUCCUCUUCUCGAAUCGUAUUUGCGUCAGUAAAGGGGUCCUCUACGACCACUGCAUUCAGAUAGAUCAGGAACAAUCCAACACGGAUAUCUGCACUGCCCUUGACAUCGCAUUCUCCGAGGACGGACCAUUAUCAGAAAUUCCGGAGCCUGACACGAUGCGACGGGAGUUGGCGUUGAAAGCGGGGAAAAACAUGCGAUGGACCGUGCUCGUCAUCAACCAGCUUCGGAGUGUCGUACAUCUUCCACACAAAGUCUGGGCAUUAUUUCACAGACUCCCUCCUUCUUUGGAAAAGCUGUACGCGCGAUGUCUCGCCGAUGUACAUGCUGAUGAUCGCGAGGAAGUCCGUCGCUUGCUCAUAUGGAUCCUUCACUGGGAUAAACCACCGUCUUUCCGAGUAACAGUCGACUUGCUCUCGAUCCUGCUAGCCUUUGACUAUAGUGGUCGCAUGCCGGUAUACAUACCU
Schizophyllum commune H4-8 is the source of this 660-nucleotide messenger RNA. RefSeq lists its product as uncharacterized. The transcript has 2 exons. The annotation marks the transcript as partial. NCBI's taxonomy places the organism in Eukaryota, Fungi, Basidiomycota, Agaricomycetes, Agaricales, Schizophyllaceae. The record is from RefSeq and is a predicted model, not a curated record.